GAAAAUCAGAGGAUUUAGAUAUUUUGCGUGUUCCAUUGCGCUUUCUGCGUUUGCAUCAAUUAUGGCCACCUUUAAAUCAAAAAAUAACAAAUUUUUGGCCCUUUGUACGAGCUGCGAGCAUGCUAUGCUUUUGCAGUAUCACACUUUUCGGUGGCUUUAAGCACAUGUGGUUCUCUUUUAAUAAUCCUCAAAAUGUGAUUUUAAUAGAUACGAUUGAAUCUAUGAUAACACUGGUUGUACACAUUAUUGUGUACUAUACUAUCUACAUAAUGAUGAUUCACAUUCCCGAACUGGACGAAUUCAUGCACGAUUUGAAUGAUUACACGCGUUUUGGAAAACCACCAGGAAUAGACACAGCAGAUAAAUAUUGCAAUUACUUUACCUAUUUCUUUUAUCUGUAUGGCUGGAUAGGUUCCAUAUUGUAUUCACUGUCAAGUGUUCUAGACAAAGCAGAAUGCGAAGAGCGUGAUGUACACAAGACGCGAGAGUGUGGAUUUCUGGUACCCUUGAGGUUUCCUUAUAAGAUAGACACACUCGAAAAGUUUAUCGUCACCUGGCUUUUGCAAAACUUCAGCUUGAACUUACUACUUACCUCUGGUAUUACAAUAAUGUCGUAUUUGUAUUCAUCGGUUGAAAAUUUCAACGCAAAGAUUGUUCAUCUCAAAUCCGAGAUUACAAAACUUGGAGACCGGCCGGAAUUAGUACGAGAGGAAAUAAAAUUUUGUGUUGACUACCACGUCAAGAUUAUAGAGAUGUGCAAAAAUUUAAAUAAAUGCUGGGGAAAACUUAUGCUUUAUCAUCAAAUGAUGGUGACGAUAUUAGAGAGUUUAAUUGGCAUUCAGUUUCUAUUAGACCCUGAUCCCAAGUAUAUGAUUCACGGUACAGCUUGGUUGAUCAGCCUUGCAAUUCCAUGCUACGCGGGACAGCGAUUACUCGACGAAUCCUCUGAAAUCCCAUUGGCUAUUUACUCCUCAAAAUGGUACAAUCUCGAUAAUCAAUCAAUGAAAGACUUGGUGUAUAUGUUGAUGUGUGCUAACAAUUAUCUGGAUUUGAAUCGUGACGGUUAUGGACCUAUUAACUUAUCAAUAGUUGGAAAUGUGAUAAACAACAUUUACUCGGUGUUAAUGCUUCUCUACAGCACCAUGUCGGAACUCUAAGCAACAAAGCAAAAUUCAAGUCACUCCGAUAACAUUUGUGCCCAUGAAAUUGCAGAGCAACAUUGGUGCUAUUAAUAAAUUGAACCCACUUUAAGUAUUUAUUAGGAAUACGCUCAUGUAAUAGUAGUUCAUACACCGUAUAAAUAAAAGUUAGAGUCACUUUUGUUUCAUAACAGUUUUAAACUUGCCACUGCUACUGCUAGCGCGUGAUCCUAAUUUAUUGUUCAAUUUUUAUUGUUCUAAGUAAACACACCCACAGUGAUAAUAAAGUUAUUCCAACAUU
Molecule: messenger RNA, 1440 nt
Organism: Dalotia coriaria
Lineage: Eukaryota; Metazoa; Arthropoda; Insecta; Coleoptera; Staphylinidae
Product: odorant receptor 47a-like
Exons: 4
Coding region: 120-1157 (345 amino acids)
Biological process (GO): detection of chemical stimulus involved in sensory perception of smell; sensory perception of smell
Cellular component (GO): plasma membrane
Molecular function (GO): olfactory receptor activity; odorant binding
Source: RefSeq, a predicted model, not a curated record